This is a messenger RNA of Equus caballus (horse), 1195 nucleotides long. Lineage: Eukaryota; Metazoa; Chordata; Mammalia; Perissodactyla; Equidae. The record is from RefSeq and is a predicted model, not a curated record.
CCCAGUGACAAGUUCUGCAUUCACCACACUGCACCUGCGCCAAGCCACAGCACAGCGAGCUGGUCACAAGGCCACAAUCAGAGAGAUCAGCAAGAAUUCAACAGACGGUGCCUCAGCCUCAAUUUCCUCAUCUUAAAACAAAGCAAGAAUUCAACAGACGGUGGUGUUGUAAUAUUGUUGAGGGAAGUAGGCCACAUUCUGGUCCCUGACACGGCAGCAUGGAGCUGAUCCAGGACACCUCCCGCCCACCACUGAAGUAUGUGAAAGGGGUCCCUCUCAUCAAGUACUUUGCAGAGGCACUGGGGCCACUGCAGAGCUUCCAAGCCCGGCCUGAUGACCUGCUCAUCAGCACCUACCCCAAAUCUGGCACCACGUGGGUGAGCGAGAUCCUGGACAUGAUCUACCAUGGUGGUGACCUUGAAAAGUGUCGCAGGGCCCCUAUCUUCAUCCGAGUGCCCUUCCUUGAGUUUAAGGCCCCAGAGAUUCCCUCAGGUGUCGAGGUUCUGAAAGAUACACCAGCCCCACGGCUCCUCAAGACACACUUGCCCCUGUCCCUGCUCCCCCAAACCUUGCUGGAUCAGAAGGUCAAGGUGGUGUACCUUGCCCGCAAUGCAAAGGAUGUGGCCGUCUCCUAUUACCACUUCUACCGCAUGGCCAAAGUGCACCCUGACCCUGGCACCUGGGACAGCUUCCUGGAGAAGUUCAUGGCUGGGGAAGUGUCCUACGGGUCUUGGUACAAGCACGUGCAGGAGUGGUGGGAGCUGAGUCACACCCACCCCGUCCUCUAUCUCUUCUAUGAGGACAUGAAAGAGAACCCCAAAAAGGAGAUUCAGAAGAUCCUGGAGUUUGUGGGGCGUUCCCUGCCAGAGGAGACCUUAGAUCGCAUUGUCCAGCACACAUCUUUCAAGGAGAUGAAGAAGAACCCCAUGGCUAACUACAGCACCAUCCCCUGUGACAUCAUGGACCACAACAUUUCUGCCUUCAUGAGGAAAGGCAUCGCGGGGGACUGGAAAAACACCUUCACCGUGGCCCAGAACGAGCACUUUGACACCGACUAUGCUGAGAAGAUGGCAGGCUGCAAACUCAGCUUCCGCUCAGAGGUGUGAGUGGUGUUCAUCAGGCCUUCUCCAAAGGGAGUGGUGUGAAACAAGCCCGAUCACAGCCUCAAGAAUAAAAUAAAUUUGUGUCACACGGA